UCUUCCCGGUAGCACCGGGACCGUUCGUUCUUGCUCAGCAUCGGGACCAACCUUUUCCCGGUGCACCCGGACAGCUCUCCUGGCCCAGCGCCAGCCCCGUGGGCGAUGCGAGCCAUGGCAGACCAGGCUGCGGUGGCAGCAGAGGCGUCUCCAGCCGUGGCACCAUGCCCAGGCUCACCUCAGCAGGGGGACAACGACGGCCUAACGUCCCGCUCCACCGGCACCAGAGAGGACAGCGCUGGACGGGACGGCUGCGGACUCGUUUUCACCACGGACGGGGACACAAAGCGUCCCUCCUCACCCCAACCCGGGGGGAUGCUCCUGGCUGACCUCCCCUGGGCCCCCCAGCCCCGGCUGAGCCCGGCCAAGUCCCGCACGGCCCCGUCUUCCCCCAGCGUGUCCCCAUCCGACAGCCGAGCCGCCCUGCUCCGGCUGCGGGAGGCCAGGCUGGAGGACACCAGGAGGAGGCUGUCGGAGGCUAUGCAGGAGCCUCUCCACCGCCUCAGCCGCCUCAUGGCCGAGGAGAGCAGCCCAGCGCCCUGGGUGAAGGCGGGUGCUGGGGGGCAGGAGGUGGGGGGCAGCCCUGGGCAGGUGGGGAGCCAUGGGGCUGGGGGACACCAGGCACGGGACUGGAGCCCCUGGGAGCCCACCCAGAACUGCCGCUACGAGAUCUGCUCCUACGGGGACGUGAUCCAGGUGGUGGAGGUGGCACAACAGGAUGCUGAACCUCCGCUGCCACCCCCUGAGGAGCCACCGCCGGCACGCCCAGGAGGUACAGUGCCGGGCAGAGCCCUCACCUCCAUCGCCCUCCUCGCCUAUGGCUACUUCAUCCUGCCACUGCCACCCUAUGCUGCUGGCCUCUGCCUGGGGCUCAUCUGUGGGCUGGUGCUGGGCUUCUUCACCAUCCUCCUCCUCUUGCCAAGGGCUCCUUCAGCAGCACGGGGACCGUGGGGCCGCCUCCGCCCCAAGCUGCUCCUGGGGGAGCCACUGGAAACCCACCACCUUCAGGGCUGGAUGAACCAGCUGCACGUCUACGACCCCGAGCUUUUCCACCCCUCGCUCACGCACUCGGUGCUUGCCACGCUGGAUGGGGCCACCCUCAAGCUCUCCUACCCCAAGAGCAACAUCCCACGGAGAGCCACCUUCGAGGAGGAACUUCUCGAUACCACCUUCAUCAGCCACCGCUGCUACGACCUGACCGAUGCCAAGGUCUUCCUUUGCCCCCCAAAUCUGGCCCGAAAGCGGACGUGGAACAAGAAAUACCCCAUCUGUGUCCUCCUCUCUGAUCGGGCAGAGGUGGAGUGUAGAAGCAGCAAGGAGCAGGACAUGGAGCAGCAGAGGGAUGAAGGGAUGAAGAAGGCUCCAAUGGCAGGGCAGGACAUGCCAGGGGAGAGCAGGGAGAGGUGUCUGUACCUCUUUGGGAGGACAGGCAGGGAAAAGGAGGAGUGGUACCAGCACCUCGUGCGAGCCUCCCGCAGGACACCCAGCAGCAGCCACGGCGAAGCCAGGACAGGCAUGGCACCAGCUCUUCAGAGCAGUGGCAGCAGCAGUGGAGGGAGCACUGAGGACAUUCCCUCUGAAGUGCCACCCAAGGACCUGGCAGGAAGCAUCCAGCAGGAGAUCUUUCUGGAUUACAGCAACUACAUGGCCCGAUUCGUGCCAGCACAGGCAGGGAGCAGCCCGGACCAGAGCCCCUCUCACGCAGCACUGAGCAGCCCCACGCCCGCUAAGAACAGCCAUACCACGGUGGAGGGGAGCACCCAGCCAGCACUUCCCACCACUGAUGGGGCCACCUCGCUGCAGGGGCUGGUGGCUGCUGCCCCUCCACAGCUGGGCGAGGACACGGUGGGGCGCAGCGAGGGCUGCCUGGCCUGGAUGAACGCGCUGGUGGGGCGCAUCUUCUGGGACUUCCUCCGGGAGCCCUACUGGGCCGAGCAGGUGUCCAGCAAGAUCCAGAAGAAGCUGAGCAAGAUCAAGCUCCCAUACUUUAUGAAUGAGCUGGCGCUGACAGAGCUGGACAUGGGCACCUCCAUCCCCUCAGUCCUCAGCGCCUCCGGCCCCACCAUCAACGACCGAGGGCUCUGGGUGGACAUGGAGGUCACCUACAGCGGCUCACUGCAGAUGACGCUGGAGACAAAGAUGAACCUCUGCAAGCUGGGGAAGGAAAGUGCUGCGGAGGAGAGCAGCCCAGCAGAGGCAGGCAGAGAGGGGGCCAGGCCACGGCUGAUCCUGCUGGCAGACAGCGACGCUGAGUCCUCCAGCGCUGGCUCCUCUGACGAGGAAGAUGUUGCUGCUGCAGAGCCCAUGGGAGCCCUGGGGGAGAGGGUCCCUCCACCUGGCACCGAGGGCCACGUCAGCGGCAACAGCACGAGCCGUAAGAUCCUGCGCUUCGUGGAUAAAAUUGCCAAGUCCAAGUACUUCCAGAAGGCCACUGAAAAUGAGUUCAUCAAGAAGAAGAUAGAGGAGGUUUCCAACACACCACUGCUGCUGACUGUGGAGGUGCAGGAGCUGGCAGGCACCUUGGCUGUGAACAUUCCACCGCCACCGACGGACCGUGUCUGGUACAGCUUCCGAGUCCCACCUCAGCUGGAGCUGAAGGUGCGCCCAAAGCUGGGCGAGCGGGAGGUGACCUUCCUGCACGUCACCGAGUGGAUCGAGAAGAAGCUGCAGCAUGAAUUCCAGAAAAUUUUGGUGAUGCCCAACAUGGACGAUCUCAUCAUUCCCAUCAUGAGCUCUGGCCUGGAUCCUCAGCCACCCACAGUGGGACUGCCCAGGGACCUAGCAGCCAAAGGAGAGAAGAGGCUCUAAAGUGCAGCCCCAUGGGCAGGACAGAGACGCUGCAGAGAGCUCAGGGACCUCGCUGGGACAUGGGGACAGCCAGGACCUGGCCAGUAAAUGCACCCAGGGCUACAAGUGGGAUCUCAGCUUCUUGGGUCAUCUCAUCCUCAGAGCUUCUGCAGAUGAGCCUGCUCCUUACAUACUGCAAGCACACAUUCAGAGCAGAAUCAGACCCAGGGCAAAGGAUCUGCUGGACUUCAAGAACUUCAUCACCUUCCUACCAGGUUCUCAGGACUCCUGGUCAAGGGGAGCAGCUCUGGAUCAGUGGAGGGCUGAGCUUCCCAUUGUCUGGUUCCCACAGCAGGUGCAGGAUGCCCAGAUGGGUUCUGCAUUGGAGGAGUCAUGAUCAUUGUUGAUCCAAGACAUCAUAGCUCCAAGGCACAUCACAGGCAGCUGGACUGCGAGGAAAAGACGGGUGGGAAUGAGUCCAAAGUGUGAAUAAAUCCAUCCCUGCCCAGCCUUA
Molecule: messenger RNA, 3301 nt
Organism: Pogoniulus pusillus (Red-fronted tinkerbird)
Lineage: Eukaryota; Metazoa; Chordata; Aves; Piciformes; Lybiidae
Product: testis-expressed protein 2-like
Exons: 12
Coding region: 106-2808 (900 amino acids)
Cellular component (GO): endoplasmic reticulum
Molecular function (GO): lipid binding
Source: RefSeq, a predicted model, not a curated record